Messenger RNA from Annulohypoxylon maeteangense, 2521 nucleotides. RefSeq names its product serine hydroxymethyltransferase. Bases 438 to 2003 code for a protein of 521 amino acids. The transcript has 5 exons. Gene Ontology annotation, molecular function: serine binding; glycine hydroxymethyltransferase activity; zinc ion binding. Gene Ontology annotation, cellular component: cytoplasm. Lineage: Eukaryota; Fungi; Ascomycota; Sordariomycetes; Xylariales; Hypoxylaceae. Gene Ontology annotation, biological process: L-serine catabolic process; tetrahydrofolate interconversion; folic acid metabolic process. The record is from RefSeq and is a predicted model, not a curated record.
CUUUGAAGACCCCGCCUUCGGAGCAGAUAGAGUUCGGAGUAACUAGGAAGCAGCUUACCCAGACUUUUGGUCAAUUGAUCCCGCUUUCUUUAGAUACUCCGCAAAAGGUGAGGGAAGCAAACACCCUAAAGCCGACUACGCUUUUGCGAAAUAAAGAAAACUUAAGAAAGCGUCACUUCAUUUAAUAAUAAUACAAUUUAUUUUCAUCAUUAUGAAGAUAUAGAGGUUUUUUUUUUUUUUUUGUACAUAUUCAGUGUGGUGGGAUAUUCUGUAAACGACGAAUCUAGAAAUCUGCGCCAAUCUGCGCUACGCUACUUAUUACUCGACACUCGAUACACGAUACACGAUACACGAUAUUCGAUAUUUGAUAUUCGACAUUCGACAUUGGUCAUUUCAUAGACGACGGUAAUUGACGAGGCUUCAUCGAUCAAUUCACCAUGUCUCUACCCGCUCUCGCCUUACGAGGCACCUCUCGUGCUAUCCGAUCUUUACCGAGGUGGCCAAUGUCAAGAACAGUCCAAUGUGUAUCGAGGAGGGCUCAAUCGUCUUCUAAGUUAGAUGUCCAACAACGAUUGCUCUCAGCUCGUCUUCAAGAAGCCGAUCCCGCCGUAUUUGAUAUUAUCGAAAAAGAGAAGACCCGACAGAAGCAUUUUAUCAAUCUUAUCCCAUCCGAAAACUUCACCUCCCAAGCCGUCCUUGAUGCGUUAGGCAGCCCAAUGCAAAACAAAUACUCGGAGGGUUAUCCAGGAGCGAGGUAUUACGCAGGCAAUGAGUUCAUCGAUCAGUCGGAAAGGUUAUGUCAGCAAAGAGCGCUGGAGACAUUUGGCUUGGAUGAGAAGGAAUGGGGAGUCAAUGUCCAACCGCUAUCUGGUGCUCCCGCGAAUCUAUACGUCUACUCUGCCCUAAUGGAUACCCACGAUCGACUCAUGGGAUUGGAUCUGCCUCACGGAGGUCACCUUUCCCACGGAUACCAAACUCCCACCAAGAAGAUUUCCGCCGUGUCCAAGUAUUUUGAGACGGUUCCGUAUAGGUUAAACGAAGAGACGGGUUUGAUCGACUACGAGAAGUUAGACGAGCUCGCGCAACUUUACCGACCCAAGAUCAUCGUUGCCGGCGCAAGCGCUUACAGUAGAUUUAUCGACUACAAGGCCAUCAAGGAGACAUGCGAUAAGGUGAACGCGUACCUGGUCGCCGAUAUCGCCCACAUCUCCGGUCUCCUCGCGGCCAAGGUCAUCCCUAGCCCCUUUAGCUUCGCGGAUAUCGUAACAACUACGAGCCACAAGAGUUUACGAGGUCCCCGGGGUGCCAUGAUCUUCUUUAGGAAGGGUGUAAGGAAAGUUAACCCCAAGACAAAGCAAGAGAUAUUAUAUAAUCUAGAGAACCCCAUAAACAACUCGGUGUUCCCGGGUCACCAAGGCGGUCCUCACAACCACACUAUCACAGCACUAGCUGUCGCGUUGAAACAGGCCCAGACAUCUGAAUUCCGAACCUACCAGGAACAGGUCCUUGCCAACGCCCAAGCCCUUGCGAAUCGGUUGGGAGCGUCCAAAGCCAAUGGGGGUCUCGGAUACGAAAUCGUGAGCGGCGGCACGGACAACCACCUUGUCCUCGUAGACCUGAAGCCCCAAGGCGUCGACGGCGCCCGAGUCGAGCGAGUGCUAGAGGUCGUGGGCGUAGCCAGCAACAAGAAUACGGUGCCCGGUGACAAAUCGGCGAUGGUACCAGGUGGUCUGCGCAUAGGCACGCCGGCGAUGACAACGCGCGGUUUCACAGAGAGCGACUUUGUUAGGGUAGCUGACAUCAUCGAUCGCGCCGUGACAAUCGCGUCCAGGGUGGAUAAGGCGGCUCGCAACGCCGCAAAGGAAAAAGACGAAAAAUACAAAUUAAAAUUCUUCUUCGACUUCCUUGGCACCGGCGAGGAAGAUCCGGAAAUUGUACAGCUACGCGCAGAGGUUUCGGACUGGGUAGGAACGUACCCUCUCCCUUGGGAUGAGAAGCAAUGACGUCGAGGUGCAUUUUCGAGGUCGUAGCCGUGGCAGGGCGAGGGAAUCUUUUGAUAUGAAAAAAAAGACUAACUAUAAAGAUUCAAAUUUAAGAUAUUGGGGGGGUGGCAUACUAUUCUUCAUCUUGUCUCCCUUUUGUGACGCAGCAGUCGGGCUCCUCAACCCCCUCACCAGACCCCCCGGUCAUCGAGCAAGGCGGGCGACAUGGCGACGUGGGCGGCUAGGCACGUAUGGUAUGACAUGACAUGCGGGAAGGGUAGCAUUGGGGAGUUCUCGGAUGGCUUCCGCAUACAAACAUAAAGAGGUUGGAAACCCUCGGGCUUUUUCGUGAUGGCCUCAUUCGCAUCAUUUGGUUUCAACAACAGCAUUUCAACAUUGCAGAUCUCGUCUCCCUUUCGCUCGGCGGUGCAUCGCACGUCACGUCGCACGAAAGUUCGGUAGACGGAGACCGGUGGAUAUUAUUUUCUCUGCUUACUGCUGGUAUGGGAAAGGAGCUUUUUUUUUUUUUUUUUUUUUUU